Xenopus laevis (African clawed frog) is the source of this 906-nucleotide messenger RNA. RefSeq names its product P2X purinoceptor 7-like. The transcript is spliced from 3 exons. Bases 166 to 783 code for a protein of 205 amino acids. NCBI's taxonomy places the organism in Eukaryota, Metazoa, Chordata, Amphibia, Anura, Pipidae. The record is from RefSeq and is a predicted model, not a curated record.
AAAAAAGACAGGUGGGAGGUAUAAUCUUGAAAGCUGGUAAAUAAAACAAUAAUUAAAUUUAAAAAAAUGUUUCAAAAUUAAAAAUUUAUUUAACUAUACAACUACUUUGUGCUAAUCAAAUUUAAUUUUAACAAUGUUUUGAUUUUUCUUUGAAGGGAAUUUGAAAUGGAUCAAGCAGUGCCAUCUACCUCUACUGGCCUACCGAUAGAUGAGAAUUACAUCUUAAGGAGACAGAAUCUGUUACAAGAGCUGCAGUCAAACUACCCAGACUCCGAUGAGGAUACCUGUUUUCCUGACAACCCACAAAGGAAAAGUUCUUCAGAGGACAAUGCACAGCAACUAAUUCCUGAUCCUCGUUUAGGAAAUAAUAGAUGGUGUAAAUGUGGACAUUGUUUAGUUAUGUAUACAAGUGAGGAGUGUGUUUGCUGUCAAGAGAUACCCUCAGUUGCUCUUGAAAUUCCUGAAGAUUGUGCAUGUAUUACUUACAAUCAGCUGUUUCACACCAUGUGCAUAGACCAAAGAAUAGCUGAUAUACAUUACCUUAUGCUUACCAACCAACCGAUUGCAGAGGAUAUACGUGUAUACCAUAGAAAUCUGCGGAGGACUGCAUACAGAAGCUUCACUUCAUGGAUACACGGUUUUCUAGGAAUAGGAGUACACAUUGCUAUACCAUCAUGUGCUGUUGCUGCUGUUCGUGAAGCUUUUCCCGACCCUAAAGAAAAAUAUGUGGGUUUCAUAAAAGUUAGGGAUUAUUGUGCCAUGGAUAUGGCUUUUGAUUUAUAGGACAGAAUUGAAAAAUGUUUUACCUUUACUUACUACAUUGCUGAGCAUUAAAAAUGCCAAUGUUAUUAUCUUCUCAUUAUGUUGUUUAAUGCAAUAAAGCAUAUUUAAAUCUGAUAUUGUAUU